AUAAAUAUGUCAACUAAUAUAUAUCAUAUCUUGGAUGACCUUGUUAAAAUGGUAGUUCGUGCAUUUUAUCAAGAUGACCAUGCAGUUGUUAUAGAUGGUCUAUUAAGAGAAAAGAAACGUAUUAAAGAUGAAGAUUUAGCAAGAAAGUUAAGAAUUAAUCAAAAGCAUGUUAGAAAACUAUUAAUGGAGUUAAAAGGUGACUCUAUGGUCAAAUCUAUGGAUGUUAAAAUUGAAGCAAAGGGACCACAUGAACGUGGUCAAACAGUUUUAUUAUGGUAUAUUGAUUAUAAAUUAAUUAUUGAUAUUGUUAAAUAUAAAUUUUAUAUGAUCAGAAAGAAAAUGGAAUCAAUUAAACUUCAAAAGAUUGAUAUACCAACUUAUAGAUGCGUUCAAUGUAAUACAUCAUUUACAGCUUUAGAUGUACCAAAACUUUUAUCAAUGGAAACAGGUGCUUUAGAGUGUGAUGUUUGUAGUGGUUCAAUUGAAGAAGAUCAAAACAAUGAAUCCCUAACUCAAACUGCUAAACAUCAAUCAGAUUUAUUGGGUCAAUUAAAAAAAAUUAUAGAUCAAUUAAGAAAAACUGAAGGUGCAAAUAUUCCUUUAUUUGCAAGAGAUUUAGCUGAUAAUACAGCAGAUCAAGGUCCAUCUUAUACUAUUAAUACAAAUUCAUCAGCAGGUGUUGGUCCAAAACCAUCUGCAUUCCCAGUGGCACAGAAUUCACAAAUGCCAAGUAUUAAUCCGACAUCAGAUAAUGUUACUUUAGAUAUAGACAUUCUUGAUAGUGAUAAUAUUGAAAUUAAUAAAACAACUGUUAAAGUCGAUAAUAGUAAGAAAACAGGUUUAGCAUCAUUACCACCUUGGUUAUUACCAACUGCAAAUAAAAGAAAAAUAUUACAACAACUAUCAACUAAUACACAAUCAACAGUUUCAGAACAACCAACAGCUAUCAGGGAUCCAUUAAAAUUUGACUCUGAAUUUUAUAUAAAUUAUAUUAAAAAUCAUUAUAAAGAAUGGGAAAGUUCACAAGAAGAAAAAGAAAUACUAUCAAACCCACCAUCGCCAAGUGAAGAACAUAUAGAUAAAAAAAUUAAAAUAAAUAAUUUUAAUGGUAAUAAUAAUAAUAAUAAUGACAAUAAUAAUUUAGAUGAUAUUUUAAUUAAAGUUGGUGAACAAUAUAAAUCAAUUACUGAUGUAACUGAAGAUGACCAAGAAGUAAUGUCCUCUCAAGAAUAUGAAGACUAUAGUAGUGCACUAUAUUCCUAUGUUUCAAAAAAUGUUUUUGAUAAUGCAAACUCCUUAAUGUCCUAAUAAUAAAAUAUAAAAAAAAUUGUAAAUAAAAUCCAAUAUUUAAAAAUAUAUAUUUUUAGAUC
Molecule: messenger RNA, 1370 nt
Organism: Dictyostelium purpureum
Lineage: Eukaryota; Evosea; Eumycetozoa; Dictyosteliales; Dictyosteliaceae
Exons: 5
Coding region: 7-1308 (433 amino acids)
Biological process (GO): transcription initiation at RNA polymerase II promoter; transcription open complex formation at RNA polymerase II promoter
Cellular component (GO): transcription factor TFIIE complex
Source: RefSeq, a predicted model, not a curated record